AUGCCUUCUGGAGAGGGGAGAAUGUCGUGCCUCCGCUGCGCCCGACACAGCCGGGUGGAUUUUCAGGUUAAACCUUAUGCCAAAUGGAGCCGGGAAGCACAGUCUUUUGUAACUCAAAUGUAUUUGACUAUCAGCUACUCUUCUUGGAAGAAAACGGGUUGCUUUGGAGUGACACAGAAGGGAUGGGGCACUAACGGCCAGAGGACAUGCACAGGGCUUCAGAGGGAGAGCGCUGUGGAGGGAAAAUCAAGCUCUACCGAGGGAUCUCUGUCGUCACAAAAUACAAAAUUGAUUUCACCGAUAGUUAUUCCGCAGAUGAUUGAGAAUAAAUCAAAAGAAAAUGGUCCCACUCUGCCUAUGCAGUCCCUGACCCCCCAGCCCAGUGCUUAUCAGACGAAGCAACCUUUGUCUAACCAUGGCUCGGUCAAUAUUAAUAGAAAAUUGACAGAACUUCCCAGCAGAUUAGAAAUUCAGACAUCUUUAGAUGAUACCACGCCUCCAUCGGACUCUCCCACCACAGAGGGAAACCAGUGUCCAAACCAGCAGAAAGGGUUUUCCUCCAUAACCAUUACAGCCAGGCGUGUUGCUGGAGGCUCCGGCGACCCAGCACGUGGACCUAGGACUGGGCAAGAGCCCAACACUGUGUCCCCCACCUUGACCAAAGUCCCUGCUGUCCUCCAACGCUGGCCUCCGCUGGACCAUGCAAACCAAAGUGCCACUCCAUUAAAGAUUUCAGAAUCUUGCUUGCAAUUAAGCAAAGAGCCACAAAAGCAGCUUUUUAACCCUGGAAACAAGGAGAAGAGUGUGGGUCUUCAAAGCAGUGAUGGGAGAGAGAAAGUACCACCUUCCUUCAUCUCACAUGUCCACCUUCAGGUUUCUCAGCAGGGUCCAAGCACCAUCUAUUACGUAGACAAGUCGCUCAAUGUGUGUGUUGACCAACCUCGAAUCGAAUGCCAACAAAUUCAUAGAUCGGCGUUGUCCUUCAAAAUAAAUUGCAGUUCGUCUAGAUUAACAGCAGAUGGGGCAGAUGGCAUAGCUAAUGGAGAGCCAAUAGAGGAGCUAUUGAAGACAAAGCUCCUAGGAGCAAACAAGACUCCACUCAGAUCAAACUGGAGUGCAGACUUAACAGAAAAUAAUGUCAUUAAUAAAGAGACAACAACCAAAGCCUAUCUGGGUAGUAAACACCUUUUGCAAAGUGUCUUUGCCUCUGAACUUCCAGCAAUUGUGGAUAUACCCAGAGGACCUAAUAACGUAGGAACAACAAAGAAAGAUGAUGCUAAGCAGCCUGGCAGCUAUCACACCACAUUUUCUCUUUGGCUUCCUAAUUCAAGUAAGGCAGGAACACAAAUGCUGCCGGGAAACAAGAAGAAGCAACACACCGUGGACAAGAGCAGUGCAACGACCUCUGGCGCUCUUCCAGAUACAGCAUCCAGAAAUGCAAUCGCUGCUGCUACCGAUGGCUCAUUGAAAAAGAUAGAUCCCUCCAAAGGCACCUCCAAACCCAAAGACAUCCAAGCCCAGGGCAUCAUCUUGAAAGCAAAAAAGUCUCUCUCCGAUAGUAUGUGCUAUGUAAAGGCAUCAUCAAGAAUCCUCGUGGAAGAAUACGUUCACAGGCAAAACCAGCUCCUAAAAAUAUCCGGGGCUCGCUCGCCAGAUGUUACUCGUGAGAAAAACGACACGCUCGCCCAGCCAGAAAGCGGCACCCAGCCUGAGGAAAUUCCACCAGCCCCGCGGACGCUGAGGGAAGCACUAGAAAUCCACAAGCCUCAGUUCAUCUCUCGUUCCCAAGAAAGGCUGAAGCAACUCGAACAGAAGGUCCAGCUGAGGAAAGCCCAGCAGAGCGAUGCUCCUGCCAGCACCCAAGGACCUCUUCUUCGCAAGCUUUCCUCAACAUCCACUUCAAGCAGAAAAAAGCAAUACACCAUUCCUGACCCGCUCAGCG
Messenger RNA from Pterocles gutturalis (yellow-throated sandgrouse), 1942 nucleotides. Its product is annotated as centrosomal protein C10orf90-like. The annotation marks the transcript as partial. The record is from RefSeq and is a predicted model, not a curated record. The transcript has 6 exons. NCBI's taxonomy places the organism in Eukaryota, Metazoa, Chordata, Aves, Pterocliformes, Pteroclidae.